AUGAUGAUGCGGAUUUCGAUGGAUCCCGCCGACAUGAGUAGGCCUGGCAUGUGCCACGUACGUGAAGAUGAUUUGGGACGAGCCAGCAUAGUACUAGCCCGACGUGAGAUUGAAUGGACGGCCGCGUGGGCAGCUAAGGGGGAGACGAUGGGUGAGCGAUGGCACACGACAUAUUGA
Messenger RNA from Schizophyllum commune H4-8, 177 nucleotides. RefSeq lists its product as uncharacterized. NCBI's taxonomy places the organism in Eukaryota, Fungi, Basidiomycota, Agaricomycetes, Agaricales, Schizophyllaceae. The transcript has 2 exons. The coding region runs from base 1 to 177 and encodes 58 amino acids. The record is from RefSeq and is a predicted model, not a curated record.